AUGAGUAAUUUGAAGACAAGUCAAUUGAAUCUCUUCUAUGUUCUGUUGAUGUUGUUCAUUAAAUCCUCUCUAGAACAAGGAUUUACUCCGUUUGGACUACUUGGUUUCGGCGGACGUCCGCCUUUGUUUCAAGGAUUUGGGCCCCCACCGCCAGGUGUACAGACUUUUUUGCCUCCCCCUAUCGGGUUUCCAGGGAUCCCUGGUCCACCACCCUUUCCUAUUAUUUCUCCACUGACUGCUUUUGGAGGAGCAGGAAGUCUUACACUACCAAGUGAAACAGCACCAUCAACUCUUGAUCUUAGUGGAUUUUCCAAUUCUGUUCAAACGUUACCUGAUGCCACAUCAAGUAUCGUGUCGCAAUCAGGUUUCGAUGGAGGAUUACUAACCUUGGGUGAGUCUACAAACACUUUAAACAACCAGAAUUUAAUUACUACUCUGACGGGCCAAGACGCUCUACUAGGGGGUACCGUAACCUCACUUACUAACGACUUAGCGACAGGGGUGAUAACCUCGGAUGCCGGUGUACCGGAUGGAGUCAAUCCAGCCUCUGCUGUGGAGACUUCGUUUGUGUCCCGCUUUAGCAAUUCCAAUGAUGGCGGAUCGUUACAAACAACAGUAAACGGACAACUCAAUUCGUUUGAUUCAGUUCCUGGCACUAGCCAGCAAACUUUUGAUGCAAGUUCAAUUUUGAAUACCGUCUUUGGAAAUUCUAACUCAGACCCCAGCUCUAGUAGAGUAAGCCGCACAGGGACUGAAAACUCACCAACUGGAGUACUUCUUACCAGAGGUGUAUCCAAUAAUGCCACGCCUAAUAAUCUUAUACAACGUCAGACAGUCUCCGUCCGAAACACCGGAGAAGGAAUUCCUACAAUGAACGAACUUCAACAAAUGUUUACACCUACCGAAUUGUCUAAUAAUGUACAAGAAAGUGCAGUUGUAAAUGGAAUUGACGUGUCUCGAAGUGGUAACAGACAAGUGCGCACUGACCCUUCUGGAAGAAAUGACGCAACGAGAAGAGUAAAUAUUAAUUCCGUUACAACAGUCAAUCAAAUUAACGCUGACAGAAACCCUUCGCAGAUCAACACACCAGUAGAUGAAUUAAGUAUGGACUUCAGAAACUUUAUUCGAGCCGACGGAGGACAAACCGACCCAAGCGAUAUUCUGUCUCGAAUUCCUCAGUCACGUGGUACAGUAUUCACGACAUCAAAUGAAAGGAUGGUAAUGCCCUCUAAUUCUAUAUUCACUCAAGGUAUUGAUGAUCCAAACGCGGGACCUCGAACAACAAUUACAGAAACAGAAAUUCGUUCUAGAACAAAUACGAGGACCGGCACCCAGGAUGGACUAAUCACAUCUUCCUUUGCAACAGAUCCGGGAAUUAUGGUCCUUGAUAACACUCCCUCGUCUAGACCAGUUGGCGGUGGUAUGAAUCAGGACGCCAUUACUAUUUCACGAAAUGGAAACAACUUUGACGCCAGCCUAAGAAACCGCGAGACAGAUCCUGUGAAGAAGACCAGUGUAGUAAUAAAUGGCAAUAGCAACAUAGUGGGCUCUAAAGUGGAUGUACAAAACUCCGACACAAAGUUUGUAAACAUUCCCCAAUCUGUUGAUCUUAAACGUUCAGAAUUUCAGAACACAAAAUCCACUGUAAGAAAUAACCUUGACCCUGCAGCAGUUCUAGUUAACUCAAUGAGCGACAUAUUUAAUGCUAGAACAGGACCUACAACUAACGUUACCAGACAAAACAAUAGAAUUCAGGACCCUGAGUUAGAUUCUCAAAGAAGAAGCAAAAUUAUGUUUGUAGACGGAACCAAUAGUGAAAAUGACAGGUCUUUCCAACAAGGAUCAGCCUUUUCUGCUGAUCCGAACUUCCAAAACAAUGCAGUGAUUGGCAAUAGAGACCAGUCAGGAGUGAAUUUCAAUACUAACUUCCCAUCGGGUAGUAACAGACCGGGAGUAAAUAUAAAUCUCAAUUUCCCGGUCAAACAAUCGGAAGUUGAUAUUGGUGCCUCCCUCAAUCCUCUCAAUGGUAUUACGUCUGAUAUAGGAACCCAACAAAGAUUUCAACUAACCAGUAAAAUACCUAGCAGAAAUGUUGAAAAUUCAGACCCAAGUGCAAUAGACAUUGCAGAUCCGAGUAGAAUCCCUAGUGGUAUGAAUUCGAAAACAGUCCAAACUAUGAGAAAUCAGCAAAGAUCUGGAAUUGAGAGCAAUGCACUUCCAUCUGGAAAUUCCACAAGCAGAUUUAUCAAAAGAACCACAACUGUCAAACGUAUUUCUAAUUCCAUGGAAGAUGGUUCGGGUACUAUGUCACAAACAAUUAAUACCCGAGUUGCAGAUCCUUCUAAUACCAGGUUUUUUGCCAACUCUGAAAUCAAUGGAAUUAACUCCACUUUUAAUAGAAAUGCGGGGCUAUUCGUCGGAGAUCAAGCAACUUUAAACAGAUUUGUUUCAUCCUCGGAUUCCACUGGUUUCACUAGAGAUCCACAAAUCAUGGGCGUUCAAAACUCUCUUCAGACUAGUAGAUUUUCCCCAAGUGUCCUUCCUGGAAAUGUCGGAAAUUCUGGCCCAUUUUUAGGAGCCUUGGGCUCUAAUAAUGGCGUAAACAGUCGAUCCGCGAGGACAAGAUUCGUUUCUGCUUCCAAUACUAAUAAUGGAGGGGGCGUGUCUAGAACCGUGCAAGCUCAAAACACGCCAUCUGUUAAUGGUUUCCCUAACAACAAUGCUGCUGUGGAUCCUAGUUCAACAAGUAAUCAAUUUGUGUCAUCUAAUUCUGGAAACUUAGUUCGAUCUUUACAAAAUGUUCAAGGCACUAAUUUUGAAAGUAGUGGCUUCUCUAGAGGUUCCCGACAGAACACCAGAAUGGGUGGCUUUGUGAGCAUGACUGAUGGCGGUUCAUCGGGAAUGUCACAAAAUUCACAACGUUCCAUUUCCAACAUACUCGGCGGAACAUCGCCCGAGGGUUCCGGAUUCCAAACAGGGACAACGACUGGAAAUAAUUUCGGAAUAAGAGCGAGGGCAUCGACAAAUUUUUCUGAAGCUGGAAACAAUGUUGUUUCAAGAAAUACUGAUCCAAAUGCUGUUACAAUAAUUGAAACGUCGAGAGAUAAUGUUGUCUUGUCCUCAAACCCUGAAAGCAAUGGAGAUGGGGAUGUAAAUAUCAUGGCCCAAGGAACAACGUUACCUCCAGUUAAUGUAUUAAAUGAUACCAUAUCCUGUAAAACAAGUACUGACUGUCGCGCGGGUGAACAGUGCACAUACAACAGGAACUUCCUUUGUCCUGAUUGGGUAGAUUCUAUCAUCUGUCAAUGUCUGCCAGGAUGCAUAGCGUCCAAUGUAUUCAUACCACUGGGGUCCAAAGUAAUCAUUGAUAAUUGUGGAAACGAAUGUGUUUGCACUGGAAAUAACGGAGUGAUCAGUCCUCGUGCUGAAAUCAUUACAUCGCCAAUACCAGAAGCAAUAAAUGUGUCCGGAGGAAAACAGGUCAUCAUGAGAAGUCCUGUUCCAGUUCUGAUGAACACAAGGUCUUCACCAAGAUACACAUCACCCAGAAAAUCUCAGAUCCAUCAUGAGCAAUUCGCUGACAGUUCACAAAACUACCACCAGGUGUCACCACCGUUCAACCACAGUAAGAGGGACAACUCUUUAGAGGACAGUGAGGAAUUACCUGCAGAUGAAGACAGCACACAAAAUAAUGCAAGCUCUAGAAGUGAUAUCCUGUUAGAAUCCAGCAAUGAGAAGGGGGAUUUGCAUGAUUUGACGUCUGAUGAUUUAUCCAGAGAGGUCAGAGGUAUAGACAGGGAGAGGCUCGUGAAUGUGAAAGAUUACAGGCACUUUCAACAGAAUGAACAGAUGGAUUCAGAGGAACGAAUAUCUGAAGUUCUGGAUCAACCAGUGCAUAAUGAUCAUGUGAAAAACCGCAAAAACAUGCACACUUCAUUUAACAGAGGUUCCAUGCACAGCCAAGAGUUGAAGAGAAGAGAUAGUCCUUCUCCACGUAAAUCAAUACUUGACAAAAAAAUUGAGCACAAUCAAGGCCCCAGUCCAGCAAAGAAACUAAAAAGCAUUAAUUCAGCUAAGAAAACGAGGCAGAAUGGAAAACAAGAAUCAGAAAUUCCAAACCAAUCUAUGGUUCAGUUAAUGGCGGAAACUCCUGUACAACAGUCCAAUAGGAAACUAAUUAAGCCCAGAGUGAUCAUAUCGGAGAGUAAUGAAAUCGACAAAAAGAAGAAAAAGAAAGUCAAAACCAGGGACAAAAAUUCGGAACUGAUUAUGCAAAUGUGGACAGGAAGAGAUGGUGAUCGUCUUAAGAGAAAUGUGAUGGACCUUGAUGUCAUUAUGCACUGUAUAACAGAAACAUUAAACAAAUGCAAAGAGAAUUUCAAAGAGAAGCCACAACAAAGAGCCAUCAGCAGAUUUCUCUCACAGAUUAAUGCUGAUAUUGUGUCUCAGGUGAGAUACACAUUUCUCUCACAGAUUAAUGCUGAUAUUGUGUCUCAGGUGAGAUACACAUUUCUUUCACAGAUUAAUGCUGAUAUUGUGUCUCAGGUGAGAUACACAUUUCUCUCACAGAUUAAUGUUGAUGUUGUGUCUCAGAGCAGGAAAAAUGUUCAAGCAUUAAGGAGAGAAUUACAGAGUAUCCAGAACAAACAGGACAGUUUGUGGGAGAAAAUUGAGAAAGCUGAGAGUGAAUCCAGGGUAUGUGACAUCAGCAGUUGGAUGUUUGGGUUUCAGAAAUUCAUCACAAACAAUAAAACAAGGAUGACGAGACUCUCCACUAUUGAGGAAGAGAGUAUGACAGGAUAUUUAUAUUUAAAAAACUGACAAAGGUGGACAUGAAGAAAUCGAACAACAUUGUAGUCAAGACAAUUACAAAGCAGAGCGAUACAAGUGCGGUGAUUUCAACAAAUCCAAAUAUAAUGUCAUUGUUUAGCUUUUUAAUGAGAUUUAAUGUGGAAGACGUAAUGAUGCAUUGUAGGGUAUUCAUUAAAGAGAUUGUACAUACA
Molecule: messenger RNA, 5003 nt
Organism: Ostrea edulis (European flat oyster)
Lineage: Eukaryota; Metazoa; Mollusca; Bivalvia; Ostreida; Ostreidae
Exons: 13
Coding region: 1-4821 (1606 amino acids)
Source: RefSeq, a predicted model, not a curated record